Ceratitis capitata (Mediterranean fruit fly) is the source of this 5249-nucleotide messenger RNA. Its product is annotated as zinc finger protein 616. Gene Ontology annotation, cellular component: nucleus. Gene Ontology annotation, molecular function: zinc ion binding. The transcript has 6 exons. The record is from RefSeq and is a predicted model, not a curated record. Lineage: Eukaryota; Metazoa; Arthropoda; Insecta; Diptera; Tephritidae. The coding region runs from base 425 to 3028 and encodes 867 amino acids.
GGUAAAUUCACCAGAGCACGCAAUGAAAAUAAUAGGAAUGCCAGUGAACGUUGAGCAGCACGAGUAGAAGGAAUGAAAAUUUCGCAGACUCUGAUGCAGUUAUCGCGUGGCGGAAUAUGUAAAAAAUUAAUAACAAUGUAGAAAUAGGGCGACGUUCGUAUUAAAAAUAAUUGGAAAAACAAUAUCCUUUCAAGUUAACGUUGAGUUGAAGCUGACAACGGCGUAUUUGUGCUAGUGAUAACCGUUGUGUAAGCGUAUUAUAAGUUGAACGUUUUCACUUGUCGCAAAACUGCAGAGGACUGUGCAAAAGUGUGUCGUCAACGACAUGUUUUCCGUCAUCCAAUUGGAGCAAUAGGGUGUAACCACUACGUCAUUGUAAUCUGCUAAUUGAACAGGAGCAGUGUGUCUUUAUGUUGGUGCCACGAUGGAGACAUGCAGGACAUGUGCGAGAUGUGAUUUUGAGGAUGAAACCAAGUGGUUCGAUUUAUUUCAUACAACGCGCUGUACGCGUGAAGUCGAAGAGAUGCGUGUGGAGUUCAAUAACUGGCAUUUGCAGAUAUCACCCAAUGACGGCCUGCCACAGAAAAUCUGCUCGGAUUGUUUUUCGAAAUUUUGUAAUGUUUUCACCUUUCGCAUGCAAUGUCAGCAAGCGCAAGUGAAGUUAAAUAACAUCUUUGACAAAAUCGAAACACAAAGCAUGGAUGACGAACGAUUCGAUGAAAAUCUCGAAGAAUUGAGUGCACAGCUUCUGCGUAUCGUGGAGGAAAAUGCACGACAACAAACGAACACAACCAUUAAUGAACAAAACUGCCAACUAGAUAAUUGUGAUGACAAUGCUGUGGCUUCGACUAAUGUCACCCCCUCAGCAGCAGCCAUUGUAAUGUUGAAUAUGCUCAAUGAAAACAGUACUAAUAACUGCACCACCGCCAGUUGCAGCGCGAACGGAGUACGUGAGGUAGUAUCAGAGGACGCUGCUGCUGCUGCUGAUGUGCCAGCUAUCCAAACAGAGGUUUCAACUAAUACAAUCGAAGACACCUUCUUAGCAAAAACAGUGCCAAUAAGGAAUGUGGAUAAUACAAGUGCUGCCACCAUAACUGAAGCUAACUUUUACACUGCCAGCGAUAAAUGUCAAAGUGAAGCGGAUAUACGAAUGCCAAAGUUGUUGGCUCUUGCCGUUCCUUCGGUGACCGUUGACAAAGAACUAGAUGAGGUGGUAAUAGCGGAGAGAAAUAAGCCUAAUAAGCCUAAUAAAGAUAUGACAUUAGAAAUGGAGAACGGGAAGGGAAACGAAGAAGAUUUAGGAGUAGGAGAAGAAGAUAUAGAUGAAGAUAUACAUUUACAUGUAGAUGAUAUAAUUGAGGAGGAUUUUACUCCUGACGAGGAGCAGGAAGAGACGUCAGUUGCGGCAGAUAGGCUUUUGAAUCAUGACACCGCCCAAAAUGGAAACUAUUUAACACAUAUGAAUGGACAUAUGGCGCAAACGGCAAGUUAUACCAAAGAUAAUUUCACCGUUGAUAAUGAUUACGAUGAUGAGGAUGAUGAUGACGACGAUGAUGAUGAUGAUGAGAAUGCCUAUUACGAUGAAGAUGAAGGUGUACUAGAAGCAUUCGAACCAGUCGCACUCCCCACGAAUACUUAUAAUACAAACAACAAUACCAUAUUAACACAAUCCCAAUUGGUCUUUCAAACAUCUGCCAAUAAAAAUUGUUACAACUCACAACAGGAGCCAGUAAAUAUUGUUUUCGAGUGUAAAUACUGCCACAAAACAAAGAAUGUGCCUAGCACACAUUUCGAAACCCAAAAGGCGCUACUUGAACACAUAACCAAUGCACACGAUGCGGAAUAUCCAUUUACCUGCCCCCAACGCGGUUGCACGGAGGGUUUUCGGGACGCCGCCUCACGCACGGUCCACAUGAAAAGCGAGCACGUGGCCAAGCAUUAUGAGUGUGAUGUGUGCGGCAAAAAAUAUGCUGAUCGCUUUAAUUUACGACAUCAUUUUGAGAAAUUCCACAGCGAGACCGAUUUUGGGUGUGACACUUGCGAUAAGCGUUUCUAUUCGCGUAAAAGUCUUAACUAUCAUAUGAAAUGGCAUAAUCCGGAAUUGUUGUUGCAGUGCGGGCACUGUGAUCGAUUGUUCAUUAAUCAACGGCAUUUAAAGUGUCACGAAGAGACGCACAACGGUGUGAGAAACAGUGAGUUUUGUACGUUUUGUGGGAAAACUUUCAUACACUUGAAAACGUUACGCUGGCAUUUGUACCGACAGCAUGGUGGCGAAAAACCAUACAAGUGUGGCCAUUGCACUGAGGUUUUCGCUUCAUACCUGGAAAAGCGCAUACACAUGCUGGAAAAUCAUUUGGAAAAUCUCACCACCCUUGAGCGCACCGAAUGUAUGCUGUGCCGCGAGCACUACGCGGAUGAGCAUGAAUUGAGUGAACAUAUACGAAGCAAGCACAUUGAAAGACCCAAAUCAUCAGUACUGCUAAUAUCGAACAAUAAACGGGUGGUACGAAACAAGCGUCAGAAAAGCUAUAGUGGCAUAUUCCAAUGUGAGAUAUGCAAGCAACGUUUCAAUAUGAAAUCUGCAUUGGAUCGACAUUCGGCUGUGCAUUCAAGCGUUGGGCGACCACAUAAGUGCCCAAUUGAGUCGUGUGCGAAACGUUUCAAGCGUGCGCAAGAUAUGAAUUGGCAUAUGAAGACGCAUUCGAAUGAGAAGCCGAAUAUCUGCGAUGUAUGUGGUAAGGGAUUUGCUCUGAAAUAUGUGCUAAAUCAGCACAAGCGGAGUCAUGAAGUUCUGGAGAAAAAUUUUAAGUGUCUGGUAUGUGGACGUGCCUAUCUCUUUGAGAAAUCAUUGCGUGUGCAUGAGCGUGUGCACACUGGUGAAACCUACUAUCGUUGCGACUUGUGUGGGGAGAAUUUCGUAACACAUAUGAAAUUCAAAACUCAUAUGAUGAAAAAACAUGAUCCAAGCACAACAAAUCUGGAUGACUAUAAUUUGGAUGUGUUUGAAGAACAAAUGUAUGAACCUUAGACUAAAAUUGAUGGACACAUACAUAUGUAUAUAUGUUUGUAUGUAUUUAUAUGCAUAAGAUAAUAUGCAAAUAUUGUAUGUUACGAUAAGGAUCCUCUGAAGACAUCGUCUGUGCUCUUGUAAAUUUUAACCAAGAAAAAAACUUUCGUUUUUCUAUUGCUCAAUUUAUAAUUGUUAAAAUUCACAACUCAUUUAAGACUUAAGUAUUUAGUGGAAAUUUACGAAUAACCAAUUUACUCCCUUCACUUUUAAUCUUAUGGUAAAAUCAGCUUUAUUUUAAAUGAAAACUUAUGUAGAGUUUUGAACUUUUCCUUAAUAGAAUUAUUAAAAGUGUUGUUAGAAAUUUGAAUCAGAAAAACAGCCAAAUGCGCACAAAAUACUUUUCGAAUCACUGUCUUCAUUAUUUUGAAAAUACUAAAUAAUGUAUGCAGACAAUAAUAACGAAUAUUAAAAUUAGAUUUUUUCAAAAAAAAAACUGAAAAAAUACAUAAAUAUAUUACACUUUUUUGAUAGUUUCGUUCUAAGUCAAUAGAAAACCAUAUUAAUUAUUUUUUUUAGUUUAAUUACAGAUAGAGCAAGAGCCCACUGCAGCUGGACAUACGUCAUUUUACAAAACUUGAAAAUUUGUCUGCGCACGUCACCAACAUAGGAAAGCACAGAGAUGCGACUAAUAUUAUAAUAUUGGGUAGUGGUUAUUUUGCCAGAUAGACCGCUAUCCAGAACGCACUUGGUGUAUGUAGGGAGCAUUUCUCCAACCUGCUGAAGUGACAGUGGAAAUACAACACCCGAAGAUGGCGAACCCAAAACCACAUUCGAUGAUGAUGGAAAAGAUUUCGAAAGAGCAAUAAAGCGGCUGCAGCCAGUGGCUGAAUUAUUUAAACCUGGCGGUGAAGAGCUAACAAGAUGUAUGCAGCAGCUUCUUUGCAGAAUAUGGUCAUACAAAAGCAUGCCCGACGAUUGGAACUUGAGUGUGCUCUGACCAAACGAUAAAGAGCGGAUUCCACGGUCUGCCCCAGUUACCAUAAACCAUUUUAAUUUUGCAUAUAUGAUCCAACGUGCGUAUUGUGUGAAACACUAAAGUUCGUCUUCAACAAGCUGAUUGUACCUUAUCAGUGUGGCUUUAGACUUGGUAAAUUAACCGUUGGUCAGAUAUUCACCAUGCACCAAGACUUGGAAAAUUAACCGUUGGUCAGAUAUUCACCAUGCACCAAGACUUGGAAAAUACUUUUCUAAAAAAAAAUCGAUACAGAUCACCUUUUCAUCGAUUUCAAAUUUGAGUUCGGCAGCACAGUAAGGCCCUGCAUCUACACCGCUAUGUCUGAAUGUGGUAUCGUCGCAAAACUUCUCUCCAAGUCGUUCGAUACCAAACGAGGUUUUUCUUUCUGUAGAACUAAAUAGACAAAGUGCAAUCUUUUACAAGCUUCAGCAAACCACGACACUGUUUACAGUAAUAACUUCGGGGUUCAUGAUGAUUUCGUCCAUCUAGGGACCAGCAUUAACACCAAUAAUAAGGUCAGCCUCGAAAUGAAACACUCUUGCUAACAGGUUUUACUUUGGACUUCGUAGGCAAUUGAAAAGUAAAACCUUCUUUCGACGAACAAAAAUCAAACCCUAUAAGUCCCUCAUACUUCCCGUCCUACUAUAUGUUGCGGAGAAAUGGACGAUGAGAACAUCCGAUCAGUCGGCGUUAGGAGUUUUCGAGGGAAAGGUUUUGCAUAAAAUUUAUGGUCCGCUACGAGUAGAAAACGGCAAAUACCGUAGCCGAUGGAACGAUGAGCAGGGUUAAUUAUAAGACGACAUUGGCAGAGUUCAUCGAAUAUCGAGAGUCAUUGCUUUUACAUGUAUUGGUGAUGUGCGCCGACAAACUUCUAUGAAAUGGCCUACGUCUGGCUCCAGUAGGGUCAUAGGCUAAGAGCUCAUAUGAACAUAAAAUUCUAGGCGUGUAAAAAUCGUAUUUUUACAUUUAUUUUUCUUUUAUACAGUUUUUUGAAUGGUAGGCGAGUUUUUUUGCGCACUUUUUCAUUAAAAUCGGUUUUAAUACUUUACUAUAUGAGUAUUGUCUUUAAUGAAAAAAGUGUGAUGAAUUUUCGAAAUUUCGUUUAUAUUCAAAAUAUUUUAGAAUAUGGAUGUUUUGGAUUUAGAAACCCGACAAAAAAAAGACUCUAGCCUUAAAACCUUGGGGAUUUCGUGUUAAUGUAUGUAUGUAUUAAAAGAAAUAUAU